This is a messenger RNA of Anguilla anguilla (European eel), 1153 nucleotides long. RefSeq names its product deoxyribonuclease gamma-like. The record is from RefSeq and is a predicted model, not a curated record. The transcript has 9 exons. Gene Ontology annotation, molecular function: DNA nuclease activity. The coding region runs from base 148 to 1038 and encodes 296 amino acids. NCBI's taxonomy places the organism in Eukaryota, Metazoa, Chordata, Actinopteri, Anguilliformes, Anguillidae. Gene Ontology annotation, biological process: DNA catabolic process. Gene Ontology annotation, cellular component: nucleus.
CACUCCCACCCCCACCCCCUGGCUCUCUCUCAAUACCUGUCUGUCCCCAAAAUCCCCCCACAGAGGACUCCUCUCAUCUGGGACAUGGAGCUCCGGGCACACUGCCACUAAGGUGAAAUAAUUCAGGGGACGGUUCUGAAGAGCAAGAUGAGGCCACCUCUUCUCCUGUUCGGUCUGCUGGGACUGUGUCUGCUGGCCAGCUCCCUCUCCCUCAGAAUCUGCGCCUUCAACGUCCGCAGCUUCGGAGAGGCCAAGGCCAGCAACAGGAGAGUCAUGGCCCUGCUGAUACAGAUCAUCGCUCGCUGUGACCUGUGUUUGGUUCAGGAAGUGCGAGACUCAAAGGGCACAGCCAUCCCAACACUGGUGAGGGAACUGAACAGCCUGGAUAAAUCGCAUUCCUACUCCCAUGUGGACAGCAAGAGGCUAGGGAGGAAGACCUACAAGGAGCAGUAUGUCUACAUAUACAGAACAGACAUGCUGCAGGUUCAGGAGCACUUUGAAUACCAGCGGCCCGCGGAGGGCGUGGCCAAUGACACGGACGUGUUUUCCCGCGAACCCUUCAUCGUGCGUUUCCACUCCCCCAACACCCUGGUGAAGGAUUUCGUCCUGGUGGGCCAGCACACCUGCCCCAAAAACGCCAUGCGGGAGAUGGACGAACUCUACACGGUGUUCCAGGCCGUCCGCAGGACCUGGAAGACCGAGAAUGUGAUGUUCCUGGGGGACCUGAAUGCAGCCUGUGGGUACGUUACCAUCAAAGGCUGGGGUGCAGUCCGACUGAGGAGUGACCCCAAAUUCCACUGGCUGAUCGGGGACAAAGAAGACACCACCGUCCGUGAGAAAACACACUGCGCCUACGACAGGAUCGUGGUCCACGGGAAAGAGCUCCUGUCGGGGAUCGUGUCGAACUCCGCCCGGCCCUUCAACUUCAAAAGAGAGUUCCAGCUCACCGAAGAGGAGGCUCUGGCGGUCAGCGAUCAUUACCCAGUGGAAGUGGACCUGAAACCCAGCCACCGGUACCUCCUGCGCCAUGAACUCUGACCCCCGGCCCAAUUCCGCAGGAUGGACCUCCAAUCUGGACUGAUGAAUUUUAUAAAAAUUAUUAUUUUUAAAUUCAAUAAACCAUGAUGCACCCAUUUGGCACUCUUAAAACUUA